AUGAUGAAGCAAAACAUUGGACGGAGCGAAUUUUCACAAUUUCCCAAUUUAUCCCAAGUAAACUGCCAAGAAGACGAUGUUCCAGUCUAUGUGCAUCAUUUGAAUGCACUCUACUCAGAUUUUGAAACGAGAUUCGAAGAUAUUUUGACGCUAGUAAAACCACAAUGGAUUAUUAAUCCUUAUGGUGAUAUUGAGGAGACGGAUAUCUCAUUACAAGAAGAAUUAAUUGGAAUAAGUACAAACGAAGAACUUAAGGUAGAGUUCAGAAAGGGUUAUCAACAAUUUUGGCUUCAGAAAGACAUACCUGCUACAUAUCCCGGAGUGUGGAAUAUCACGAGAAAGUUUUUAAUUGCCUUUCCGUCUUCAUAUCUCGUAGAAAGAGGUUUCAGUGCAGUUACUAAUCUUAUUACAAAAAAAAGAAACAAACUGGACACAGUAAACCGAGGAGAUUUGAGAUUAAAUGUUACUAAAUUGAAGCCAAAUGUUGAUAAUUUGUUAUUAAAGCAUCAAGUUCAUCCCUCGCAUUGA
Diorhabda sublineata is the source of this 528-nucleotide messenger RNA. Its product is annotated as SCAN domain-containing protein 3-like. The record is from RefSeq and is a predicted model, not a curated record. NCBI's taxonomy places the organism in Eukaryota, Metazoa, Arthropoda, Insecta, Coleoptera, Chrysomelidae. The transcript has a single exon. Bases 1 to 528 code for a protein of 175 amino acids.